CAUUAAAAUUGAUUCCAUAACUGUGUCAACAAAUGUGUUUUAAGUAGGCUAUGGGUUUUCCCUAUGGGUGUGACUCAAGGAGGAGAGCGUGCACGCUCUCAUCAAGGCAAUAUAUAAUGCAGGUGCAAGAGCAGUUUAGAGCCUAACAGUUUUCCAUAGGUUCCUGUAACUUGACAUCACAAGAACUGCAUUUGACACGUCUGUGGAUUAACGGCAUUUCUCUUGGCACAAAGCAGCACCUUUUUGCAGGUGAAAAUGACAUCUCAGAUAGCAAAGGUGCUGCUAUCGCUGGACGCCGAAGCAGUCAGCUCACUCAAAGAGGGCCUGAAUUUCAAGAAAAAUGGGGAGGAUGGUAAAUGUUACAUCAUAUACAAGAGCAAUGAUGGCCUUAAAGCGUGCAAAAACCAAUGCAGACAUCAAGGAGGGUUAUUCAUCAAAGACAUUGAAGACCUGAAUGGCAGUGUUGUUAAAUGCACUAAACACAAUUGGAAGUUAAAUGUGUCAACAAUGAAAUAUGUGAACCCACCAGACAGCUUCUUGCAGGAUGAGCUUGAAGUAGAGAAGACGAAUGAUGGGGGGAUUCAGUUGGUCGAGUUGAGCCCCGUAGACCCCUGGCUGGCUGACCCUCGGGAGCCACUGGAAUUGCAGGAAGGCGAAGUCAAAGUGACGUACUUAACCCACGCCUGCAUGGAGCUGCAGCUCGGACAGAAGCGGUUCAUGUUCGACCCGUGGUUGAAGGGUCCUGCAUUUGCCAGAGGCUGGUGGCUUCUCCAUGAGCCUCCAGCAGACUCCCUGGACAGGCUCUGUGCAGCGGAUCUCAUCUACAUCAGCCACAUGCACUCGGACCACCUCAGUUUUCCCACACUGAAAGUCUUGUCCGAGAGGAGGCCAGAUGCCCCCAUUUAUGUUGGUGACACAUCCAGACCAGUCUUUUGGUAUUUGGAGCAAAGCCAAGUCAAGCUGACCAAUAUCAACAUUGUUCCUUUCGGUGUCUGGCAAAACAUUGACCAACACCUCAGAUUCAUGAUCUUGAUGGAUGGUGUACAUCCUGAAAUGGACACCUGCAUCAUUGUUGAGUAUAAAGGUCACAUGAUCCUGAAUACUGUGGACUGCACCAGGCCAAAUGGAGGCAGACUACCACAGAAUGUGGACUUGAUGAUGAGUGACUUUGCCGGAGGCGCAUCUGGAUUCCCCAUGACAUUCUAUGGAGGGAAAUACAGUGAUUCCUGGAAGGCAGAGUUUAUCAAGAAUGAAAGAAAGAAGCUGCUGAACUACAAAGCUCUGCUGGUGAAAUCCUUGCAGCCAAGGAUCUACUGCCCGUUUGCUGGCUAUUUUGUGGAGGCUCAUCCAUCAGACAGAUACAUCAAGGACACAAAUGUUAAAAACAGUGCAGAAGGCCUCAACGCGCUCAUCAAUAAGACUGCACCAGAUAUCAAGACAUGGACGCCCAAGCCAGGCGCUGUGCUGGAUCUCGGCCUUGCUCUGAGAGACCCUGCCAACAGGUUGACAACACAUCAAGCUUUGAGUGUUGAGGCCAUUACCAAUCCACCAGCCCAUGCAAAAAUCUACAAGGACAGUUGGGAUUUCGACUUGUAUGUGGAUGAACUGAACAGUGCCAUCAACUCUGAGAUAUUUAAACAUCAAAGCUGGAUCCAGUUUUAUUACAACUGGGCAGGCUUUCAAAACUACAACCUUGUUGUGCGGGUCAUUGAGACAGAUGACAACUUUGAACCCCUCACUGGUGGCUGCGACUACUUGGUGGACUUCUUGGAUCUGUCGUUCCCCACCAAGAGGCCUGACAGAGAGCACUCCUACGUAGAGAUUAAAAAUAGGAUUGGAGUGAUGAGGUACUUGGUGCUGCACGGCCGUCUGUGGGAUGACCUAUACAUCGGCUUCCAGAACCGCAUAAGCCGAGACCCGGACAUCUACCACCACAAGUUCUGGAACCACUUCCAGAUAGAGUUACCAGUUCACAAGCCAGACUGGGACCAGUUUCUGCAGCAGGUGCCUCCCAUCCAGGAGCCUGACACACCACAGGAUGAGCCAGAGGAAGUGAGCCACUGUACAGUGGCAUGAGUUUGGAUUGUUGGUUUAUGAAGAUCAAGUAACUGGUUGUGAUUGAUGGUUUUAAUUUACAUCUACUAUCAUACCAGCAGGUCAUGCCAACUUGUCUGGUUUGCUGCUUUAUUUUAACUAGAUUGCACAAAACACGUGAAGAGUGACAGAUGGAAGAGAUGACAGACACAUGAGAUAAGAAAACCAGUCCCUCAAGACUCUCUGUCUUUAAAGGACCAUGCCAGUUAUUUUUCAUGUUUCAGCUUAUAAAUUAACUACAAACUGGCCUCCAUUAAUGUCUAUAUGGUAUAAAAAUCAGUUUACAGACUCUUGAGACUGGCUUGAGUUAUGUAAUCUAUCAUAUUGAACAUUGGGUCUGUAUCAGUUUGUUCCUAAUGACUUCAUAUCAUUGUUUUCUGUUUCUGUUUUCAUUAGUGCUUUUAAAAAAUACCAAUGUAUUGGGGUCCUGAGGGACCACAGUCAAAAGCACCCCAUUGCACCUAUGCAGUUUUACUGGCUGGAACUAUUUAUUGAGGUUAUGUUUGCCCUGGUUCCUAAUUUAAAGUAUCACACACUAUCAGGGGGGUCAGGGUACUCUGUCAAGUUAUUUUGAAGGCUUUGUGGAAAGAUUGUACUUUGGAUAAAAGUAGUGAUUUGUAUUCAAGAAAGUCUGUUUUUUUCAGGUGACAUUAAUUACAUAACUAAUAAUGUUUUGAGAUUAAAUAAGUUAAGAUUU
Thunnus maccoyii (southern bluefin tuna) is the source of this 2791-nucleotide messenger RNA. RefSeq names its product cytidine monophospho-N-acetylneuraminic acid hydroxylase (gene cmah). The transcript has 15 exons. Bases 256 to 2076 code for a protein of 606 amino acids. Lineage: Eukaryota; Metazoa; Chordata; Actinopteri; Scombriformes; Scombridae. Gene Ontology annotation, molecular function: 2 iron, 2 sulfur cluster binding. The record is from RefSeq and is a predicted model, not a curated record.